GUGAGCGCCAUCUGUUGGGAGGCGGCUACACCAGGAGGUCGAUGGGAGGAUCAGGCCAGCAGCAGCAGAACACCUCACAUUUAUUACAUUUUAUCCUUAUAUCCUCACCUCUCACGGUAUAAGUGAACAUAAACCAGGACGAUGACGGACUCCAAGUACUUCACGACCACCAAGAAAGGUGAAAUAUUUGAGUUGAAGUCUGAGUUAAAUAGUGACAAGAAGGAGAAGAAGAAGGAAGCUGUGAAGAAAGUCAUUGCUUCUAUGACUGUUGGUAAAGAUGUCUCAGCGCUCUUCCCUGAUGUGGUCAACUGCAUGCAGACAGAUAACCUGGAAUUAAAGAAGCUUGUGUACCUCUACCUUAUGAACUAUGCCAAGUCCCAGCCAGACAUGGCAAUCAUGGCUGUUAAUACAUUUGUUAAGGAUUGUGAAGAUCCAAACCCUCUCAUUCGAGCUCUGGCUGUGCGGACCAUGGGAUGCAUCCGCGUUGACAAGAUUACAGAAUAUCUCUGUGAACCACUGCGCAAAUGCUUGAAGGAUGAAGAUCCAUAUGUGCGGAAAACUGCAGCCAUCUGUGUCGCUAAAUUGCACGACAUUAAUGCCUCUAUGGUAGAAGACCAAGGAUUCCUUGAUCAGCUGAAGGAGCUUCUCUCUGAUUCCAACCCAAUGGUUGUAGCAAAUGCUGUGGCCUCCCUGACUGAAAUCAAUGAAGCCAGCAGCUCAGGCCAGCCUCUAAUGGAGCUUAAUGCUGCCACUAUGAACAAACUCCUCACAGCUCUCAAUGAGUGUACUGAGUGGGGCCAGGUGUUUAUCCUUGAUGCUCUUUCUCAGUUUAGUCCCAAAGAUGAGCGAGAGGCACAAAGUAUCUGUGAGCGCAUCACACCACGCUUGGCUCAUGCCAACGCUGCUGUUGUUUUGUCUGCAGUGAAAUGCCUCAUGAAAUUUAUGGAGUUGAUGGUCAGUGAUUCUGAAUUUGUCAAGAAUCUCACCAAGAAGCUAGCUCCACCCUUGGUAACUCUACUGUCAUCUGAACCUGAGGUUCAGUACGUUGCUCUGAGGAACAUCAACCUGAUUGUCCAGAAGCGGCCUGAACUGCUGAAGCAUGAGAUGAAAGUUUUCUUUGUCAAAUAUAAUGAUCCCAUCUAUGUGAAACUGGAGAAGCUGGACAUCAUGAUUCGUUUAGCUUCUGAGGCCAAUAUUGUUCAAGUCUUGUCUGAACUGAAGGAGUACGCUACUGAAGUUGAUGUUGACUUUGUACGAAAAGCUGUAAGAGCAAUUGGACGCUGUGCCAUCAAGGUUGAGACAUCUGCUGAGAGAUGUGUCUCCACGCUACUGGAUCUGAUCCAAACCAAAGUGAAUUACGUGGUGCAGGAAGCCAUAGUGGUAAUUAAGGACAUCUUCCGCAAGUAUCCCAAUAAAUAUGAAAGCAUCAUCUCUACGCUGUGUGAGAAUCUUGACACACUUGAUGAACCCGAGGCCAGGGCAUCAAUGAUUUGGAUCAUUGGAGAAUAUGCAGAGCGUAUAGAUAAUGCAGAUGAACUUCUUGAGAGCUUCUUGGAGGGUUUCCAUGAUGAGAACACACAGGUGCAGCUACAGCUCCUCACUGCUAUUGUCAAACUCUUCCUAAAAAGACCCACUGACACACAGGAGUUGGUUCAGCAGGUGCUGAGCCUGGCCACACAGGACUCUGACAACCCUGACCUGCGAGACAGAGGUUUCAUAUACUGGAGGUUGUUGUCCACUGACCCAGGAGCUGCCAAGGAGGUUGUUCUAGCAGAGAAGCCGCUCAUAGCAGAGGAAACUGAUUUGAUUGAGCCCACACUCUUGGAUGAGCUCAUCUGCCACAUUGCUUCUCUUGCAUCUGUUUACCAUAAGCCUCCAUCUGCGUUUGUGGAGGGACGUACAGGCCUUCGUAGGGCGCUGCCUAAGUCAUCAGGUGGUAGUGACAAUGAAACUGCUGGAGAGCAGCAGCAGCAACAGCAGCAGCAGCAGCCAACUGUUAUUCCAAAUCAGGAUUCCCUUAUCCCAGACCUCCUCAACAUGGAUAUCAAUGCUCCACCAGUUGUACCUGCAGCACAGCCAGCAUUCUCUGGUGGCACCCUGGACCUCCUGGGUGGGGGUCUUGACUCCUUACUGGGAGUUGGUGGAGCUGAGGUAGGAGGUGCCCCUGCCCCUGGGAUUCCUCCAGUGGCUGCCUCAUCAACUGCAGGUGACACAGGUCUCCUUGGUGAUAUCUUUGGUAUUGCAUCAUCAUCUGCACCAGUAUAUUCUCCCCCCAAACAAGUAUUACUGCCAGCAAAUCGUGGGAAAGGAAUGGAGAUUACUGGCACCUUUACUCGCAAAGCUGGAGCUGUUUCUAUGGACAUGACUAUACAUAACAAAGCUAUGCAGCCAAUAACAGGAUUUGCUAUUCAGCUCAAUAAGAACAGCUUUGGCAUCACACCAGCCUCUCCUCUGAACGUGCCUGCUCCUUUGGCCCCCAAUCAGUCUAUUGAUGUGAGCCUCGCACUCACCACAAGUGGCCCUGUCCAGCGCAUGGAUCCUCUCACAAACUUACAGGUAGCCAUAAAGAACAGUGUGGACGUGUUUUACUUUGCGACGGUGAUGCCAAUGCAUAUAUUCUUUUCUGAGGACGGAGCGAUGGACAAACGUGUAUUCCUCUCUACCUGGAAGGACAUCCCAAGCCAGAAUGAAGUUCAGUUCAAUAUUGAAAAUGUGAACUUGACUGCUGACGGCUUAUCAGCUACAGAUGGAAUCUCUAAUAAGUUGCAGAGUUCAAACAUUUUUACAAUUGCCAAGCGUAAUGUAGAAGGUCAGGACAUGUUGUACCAAUCUAUCAAGCUAACCAAUGGCAUUUGGGUCCUUACUGAACUGAAGGUGCAGCCAGGCAAUACAACCAUUGUGUUGUCCCUGAAAUCAAGAGCGACAGAUGUUGCUCAAGGAAUCUUUGAAGCAUUUGAUGGCAUUCUUCACUCCUAAUAUAAUUAUGUAUUACCCCUGUGUUCAUUAGUCCUGAAAAUAUGUGAAUUACUCAUUGGUGUAUAAAAUAUAUAACAACUACAUUGGUGCAGACUUUUAAGUUUUAACCAAAAUUAAUUUCAAAUUGUAGGAAUCGGAAUCAAUGUGCACAAUGGUCAGGUCUUCUUUUAUUUCUUUUGCAGUAUACAGGUUUAUGUUGUCACUUGUUUCAGUGUUACCUUAUCUAUGUAAAGUAGACUUUAACAAAGAUUUGUUAUGUACCAGCUGUGGUACAUAAAGCCAUUCCAUAUUAUCUUUAUAUUUGAAAAUUAUAUUAGUUGUAAAGUAUUAUUGUAAAAAUGCUGUAAUCAUAGACUCCUCCAAUAAAUGUUAAAUCCUCA
Homarus americanus (American lobster) is the source of this 3356-nucleotide messenger RNA. It is a transcript of the gene AP-1-2beta, whose product is annotated as AP-1 complex subunit beta-1-like. Lineage: Eukaryota; Metazoa; Arthropoda; Malacostraca; Decapoda; Nephropidae. The transcript has 21 exons. Gene Ontology annotation, cellular component: membrane coat; clathrin adaptor complex. The record is from RefSeq and is a predicted model, not a curated record. Bases 142 to 2976 code for a protein of 944 amino acids. Gene Ontology annotation, molecular function: clathrin binding. Gene Ontology annotation, biological process: intracellular protein transport; vesicle-mediated transport.